Messenger RNA from Didymodactylos carnosus, 945 nucleotides. The record is from the annotation of a GenBank genome assembly. NCBI's taxonomy places the organism in Eukaryota, Metazoa, Rotifera, Eurotatoria, Philodinida, Philodinidae.
AUGCAUUGGGAAACAUUAAGUCAAUCUGAGCCAAGUAUACAAUCAAGAAACUUUAUAAAUCGUUUUGCAUCGGCAACGACAGGUAUUGGAAAAGAAAAUUAUAAUUCAUCAUUAAAAGUAUCUAUUGGACAUGAAACAGUUAAUAUUACAGAAAUAGCUGGGUCAAACGAUCGUCGAUGUGCCCGACAAGGGGCAAACAUACUUAGUUUAUGCUUUAUGAGUUUCAUUUCGGUUAAUCUAAUACUAAUUGCCGUGUGUACAAUGAAUUUAUUAACGAAAAAUGAUUUACCAAUUGCAUAUAUUACACCCUAUCAUAUUAUUUCAAAUAAUCCAAUAUUAACAGCACCAUUACAAUUAAAUCCAUCAGAACAAUUAUCUUUAAUAGCAUCUUCGACAUCGUCUAAUUCAAUUAAAUUAACUCCAUCUUCCCCAUUACUAUCUACAUUUCUAAUAGCGGCUUCAUCCGAACAUUAUGUUAGAAUGAAUCCGAUAAUGUCAAUGAUACCGGUUUAUUAUCGAUCUAUUCGUGAUUUAGCCACAGCCGUUAGUUUAUUAAUUGUUGUAUUUAACUGUUUUUGUCUACUAGUAUUCAGUAUUGAAAUUUAUCUUGGAUGUAAUUAUAUUAAAUAUCGUCGAGGAUCGGACAGUUCAUCUACAUCAAGAUUUAUCGCAAUAUGUGGAUUUUAUGCUUCAAUACCAGCACUUAUUCUUGUAAUGUGUCUAUAUAUAUUGCUGAGUAUGUCACUGAUACCAGCUAUCAUCUCCUUGACAAUUUUGGGACUUGGUUUAAUUCUCAUUCUAAUUACAUUAAUAUCACAUUUGAGUAGAUGGCAGACACGAUCCGUGAUCAAUACAAAAAUUGGUGUUACUCCAUAUAAAACAGAUUCACAAUCUGCUGAUGGUGAAUUGUACGCAAAAACGGAUGAGUUAUCAACGCUUGUCUAA